AACAAUACUCCAAAUAUAUCGAAAAACCAUAUUUUUUUAUAACCAUUAAUCAGUAUAACAAACUGACGAAACUAGACUGAUACAUUGAACCCGAACUUGAGAGUCCAAAGGUAGUGCCCAACACAAGGACGGUGCCGGCUUCGGUCUCAUAUGACGCUUUAUCGCGGGGAUAAAAACGAUCACCACAGAACUAUUCCUCAUCCCGGUCCAUAAACUAUUGUUUAUCCUUCUGCAGUUACCGCAGGUUCAACUCCUAAGCACCCCCCCUCCUCUCUAUUGGUACCUCGCACCGUUACCUCAAUCUAUUUCUUCCUCCCUUCUGAUGGCCCCAAUCGAUAGCCCUGGUGAUAUGACCAGCGCUUCCACGCCUCCUCACGUCACCCCCUCCGCCUACGCUAGCUUUGACAAAAAUCAGCUAUCACGAAUCCUCUAUCAGGCGCUAAAUGAGCUCGGCUUUCCGGAAGCUGCCAGUCACUUGCGUGAUGAAGCGGGUCUUUGCCUAGACGCUGAGUCGCGCGUGGACCAGGUCAUCCAGUCGGUGCUAGCGGGCCAGUACGAGAACGCGCUCAUCUGCGCUAGUGGUAUUGAUUAUGUCGGAUAUUCGGACGAUGAGCCCUAUCAAGCCUCUAAUGAAACCCUUACAGCCUACGUUCGCUUCUUGAUCCAUCGGAUGCAUUUCUUGGAGGUUUUGUUGCACGAGAAACGUGAGACGGUGGCGCUCAAAAUCCUCAGAAAGGAGAUUUCCCCCUCGAAGUUGUCUGUGCCAAUUCCCCAUACACCUUCGACAGCGAUUUCCGAUGAAACUGCCGGAUUAGCCUCGCUUUUGAUGAACCCUAGCUCGGCGCAGCUUCAGGCGCAGAACGGGUGGGUUUCUUGCGGCGAGAAGUCUCUUCAGACGACACGGGAGGCAACAGUCAGCGCAAUUCUCGGAUUUGUCAAGCCAGAAGACAAAUUGCCCGCGGGAAUGCUUCCGACGUUGCUUACGCAGGCCUUGAAGUGGAAAAGAGCGCAGCAUUUUACGCUUCACCCACCGCCAGCCCUGGACAAACGUGCCCACGGAACCCACUCCUUAUAUUCCCCCGAAACCCCCAAAGCACAGCAAUUCCCUGCUACUGCUAAGGUUACAUUGAAACAUCACACCGACGAGGUCUGGUUCGUCAAGUUUUCGCCAUCUGGACGGUAUCUUGCCAGUGCGGGGCUAGAUGCACACAUCAUCAUCUAUGACGUUAUGCAUGACUUCAAGGUGGUGGCCAGGAUUUCCAACGAACAACAUGCAAACGAGCUGGCAGGGUCAGCGGAUACCCAAACCAACGAUACAGAAGAGCUGAGCAGUUUGGGAGAGCACUGGGCCUCCCAGGCAUUCCACCCCGUACCCAGCCGUUGGCCUUCCACCGCGGGCAUCCAGCGAGCUGGAAAUACCCACCACACUUCUGACUCCGCGCCGGCGCACAACAAGAAGGCUGUCAUGUGUGUGUCGUGGUCCUAUGACGAAAAGUACUUGCUCACGUGCGGCAUGGAGGCCUGUGCCAAGCUCUGGGACGUGUCAGCCCUUGGAAGACACCCGGUAAGAUGCAUCAAAGAGUUCCACAUCAACCCCAACGGACGGAUCUUCAUUGUGGAGUUUUUGCCCCUGGACCCCACCUACCACUUUGCGAUCGCAUCACCCGAUAAGGUGACCCGUCUCUACUCCAUCCUGAGCACGGAGCCUGUGUAUGAAUGGUCUAAUGAGCAGCGGAUCGACGACAUCUCCUUCUGCAAAGACGGCUCGCACUUGGCGAUGAUCACCCAUGACUUCAAGUUGUUUGUAUACGGCAUUAAUAAGGCUGCGCUUUCAUCGGGGUUGCCUUGUACCGCCGAGUCCUUCCCCCUUGUGGCCUGUAUUCCUAUCGGCCAUAAGAUCACGAGCGUUGUAUGGUCAGCUGUCAAUCCGGCUGAAAUCUUGGUGUCCGUAUCUCCUAACGAGUUACAGCUCUGGUCGAUCAAGGAACCGGCCAUGCCAUACCUCGUCCAACGCUACCUCGGCCACAGGCACGAAAGAUAUGUUCUCCAUUCUUCAUUUGGGAAUUGGGACGAGUCGGUGGUUGUAUCGGGGGAUGAAAAGGGACGGAUCUUUUUCUGGGACAGGUACAACGGUUCCAUUGUCCACAUCGUAAAUGAACAGGAGCACCAAAGUUUGUUAGUGAACUGUGUGGACUGGAACGUUGCCGGAAGCGAAAAGGAGCACGGCUGGUUAUGGUGUUCGGCCGGCGACGACGGAACUGUCAAGUUAUGGGGGGUUUAAGCCGUCUAGGAAUCCAACUAACCAUGACCAAUUCAACGAGAUAUGAUUGAUAGCACGAAGCUAAAGUCUGUAGGUGAGGUUCCAUGACCCUUUUUGGAGCACUGCAAAUCUGCGAGGACAAAAAACUACCGCAACUAAUCGUAACAAUGGCCGCUACCUUUCCCAUAGCCGAUCUUACAAGUCGGACCAGCGAUGCAGUACACCUGUAUUGAUUUCUACCUUAAUAUUUUUUUUUAGCCUAGACAUUGACCACGGAAAGCUUUGGACCGGCGUAAUUUUCUU
This is a messenger RNA of Babjeviella inositovora NRRL Y-12698, 2563 nucleotides long. RefSeq names its product glucose-induced degradation complex subunit. The transcript has a single exon. Gene Ontology annotation, cellular component: GID complex. Gene Ontology annotation, molecular function: protein binding. Lineage: Eukaryota; Fungi; Ascomycota; Pichiomycetes; Serinales. The record is from RefSeq and is a predicted model, not a curated record. Gene Ontology annotation, biological process: proteasome-mediated ubiquitin-dependent protein catabolic process. The coding region runs from base 323 to 2281 and encodes 652 amino acids.